AUGGACUGUGUAAAACAUGCCAGUGUACCCUUGAAAGCACCGAUGAAAGUAGUGAGACCAUAUGUCACACGCAGACAUGUCCUGACUGGAGAAGAACGAGUCAAUGCUACAGACCAGUGCUGUGGUCAAUGUAAGUCUGUUGGCUGUGCUGCCAAUGGUCAAGUCUACAAGGGUGGAGAAUCCAUACCAGGGGCUCAGCAAUGUUACUCUAAAGUAUGCGAGUUUGAUGUGAACAGUGCCAGCUAUCUGAUUCGUGAAACCCAGCUGGACUGUCGCACUGAUAAUUUGCCAACAUGUCAAGGAAACCAGACAAAAUAUGACAGCACUGGAUGUUGCAAAACUUGCAUUGUUAGAGCCACUGCUAGUCAGACGUGUUCAGAAUGUUCUCCACGUCUAAUGUUUGGUCAGCCUGCUGCUACGGUAGGGUUUUUCAAGGUUACAAGAAACAAUACCAUAUGUCAGAACUCUGCCCCUAUCCAAGAUCUCACUGAAUGUUCUGGAUACUGUCAGUCACGUGCUAAGUACACAACACUGAUGCGUGGCUUUGACAACAAGUGCAAUUGCUGUCAACCUCAACACACUAUCACACGCAAUGUCACAUUGAAUUGCACUGAUGGCACAACAUUUGCCAAGACCUACACGGUGCCGACAUCAUGUGGUUGUAGUGCAUGCACAGGCGGAGCCUAA
Molecule: messenger RNA, 687 nt
Organism: Ylistrum balloti
Lineage: Eukaryota; Metazoa; Mollusca; Bivalvia; Pectinida; Pectinidae
Product: integumentary mucin B.1-like
Exons: 5
Coding region: 1-687 (228 amino acids)
Source: RefSeq, a predicted model, not a curated record